CGAAAAUUAAAACUGUAAGAAAGCAACCAUCUUACGUGUUAAGAUCAUAAUAUUUGUAUCUAUUCUCCAAAAAUAAAAACAAUCAUCCAAAUUUCAAAUAUUUGUGGGGGUUUAUCAUAUUCAAAUGUUUAGCAUAUAGAUGUUUAUCAUUAAUUAUAGAGAUUAGAAAAUACUAUGAAAUAUGGGCAUAAUUCAUCACAUUCAACAAUAAAUCAAGUAUUUUGAUUUCCUUUCAAAAUUCUUUUACCAGAUUUCGUUAAAAUCAAUACACCACUUUUUCAUUAUAUCCUCACCGGUCGCCCCUAUAUAUAUAUGCAGGUGAUUUAUUGAAAAUCUCAAACUUCCUUUUACGAUGCCUUUCUCCAUCUCUCUUAUCCUCGCAACCGCCGUCUCCGUCGGGAUACUCUUCCUAUCCACCAUCUCCUCCGCCGAGCCAACUCUCGGCGUCCGUCGUCCAUUUAACAGAAUCUACGCCUUCGGCGACUCUUUCACCGACACAGGAAACUCACGAGCCGGCGAAGGCCCCGCUGGAUUCGGACACUUGUCAAGCUUCCCUUAUGGCAUGACUUACUUUAAACGGCCAACGAACCGUUACUCCGACGGGCGACUCACCAUUGACUUCGUGGCGCAGUCAAUGAACUUACCGUUUCUGCCACCGUACCUCAGCCUCAGAUCCACUAACGGCAGUAACGGCACUGCCACGGAUAGUUACGGCGUCAACUUCGCCGUCUCUGGAGCAACGGUGAUAAAACACGCUUUCUUCGCCGAGAACAAUCUGACGCUUGAUAUGACUCCUCAGUCUUUAGAGACAGAGCUUGGCUGGUUCGAGAAGUAUUUGGAGACACUUGGAACGAACCAGAAGGUUUCUUUGUUUAAAGAUUCUCUGUUUUGGAUCGGAGAGAUCGGAGUUAACGACUACGCCUACACCGUUGGAUCUACUGUGUCAAGCGACACUAUUAGAGAAUUCAGUAUUUCAACCUACACAAGGUUUUUGGAGACAUUGUUGAACAAAGGUGUGAGACAUAUGGUUGUACAAGGACAUCCCGCAACUGGAUGCUUGACGUUAGCGAUGUCGCUGGCUGCAGAAGAUGAUCGAGACUAUCUAGGAUGUGUUCAGAGUGUCAAUAAUCAGAGUUACACUCACAAUCUUGCACUGCAAUACAAACUUAAGCAACUUAGGAUCAAGUAUCCGAACGCUACAAUAGUCUACGCAGACUACUGGAACGCGUACCGUGAGGUGAUAAAGAACUCUAGCAAGUACGGCAUCUCCGAAAAGUUCAAGGCGUGCUGUGGAACCGGAGAGCCGUACAACUUCCAAGUAUUCGAGACAUGUGGGUCGGCUACAGCCACGGCGUGUAAGGACCCGAGUCGGUACAUUAACUGGGACGGAGUCCACUUAACCGAGGGCAUGUAUAAGGUUAUGGCCGAUAUGUUCCUCGGCGGCAGUUUCACUCGACCUAAGUUUAGUUACUUGUUGAAUAAGAAACUAAAAGGUUUAUGAUUAAAAGGUUUUACCGAUUUCCAUAUAUGAUUGUAUGGUUUUGGAGUUUUGACAUUGUUUGUUGAAUUAUGACCACGCGAAUCUUUUUAGACUCCUA
Messenger RNA from Brassica napus (rape), 1598 nucleotides. RefSeq names its product GDSL esterase/lipase At3g48460. Lineage: Eukaryota; Viridiplantae; Streptophyta; Magnoliopsida; Brassicales; Brassicaceae. The record is from RefSeq and is a predicted model, not a curated record. Gene Ontology annotation, molecular function: hydrolase activity, acting on ester bonds. The transcript has 3 exons. The coding region runs from base 353 to 1501 and encodes 382 amino acids.